AGGUCUCUUGGUGAGAGUGAAGGUAGUCUUGAAGGCUGCUUUCAGUGGCUCUGAUGAGUGCCAGUCUCCAGAAGAGUGCCACUGAAGGACAGCAGUGUUUGGAACUGGUGACCACAAAGCUGGUCUGAAUUUUCCCUGUUGAAGCAGCAUUGCCCCGCUCAGUGAGCAGCGGGAACAGAGGGAGAGCCCUUGCCCGGCUCCCGCUAUGCUCACACAGCAGGCUUCAAGCAGCCUUUGGACACAGGCGGUGGCCGGCGCAGGAUCCCAUCGCCCGCUGCAGCGUCGCACCUCUUGUGCACGCAGACGGCUGCAGCAGGGGUUCUGAAGAUGGCUGAAGAACAAAACCAGCCCUUCGGCCGGAGAGGAUGCUCCUGAGCACGGAGAGAAGUGUUCCUGAGAGACGAGCGACAGUCACCGCUCCGAGGGAAAUGCUCUGAGCUGGUCUCUGGGAGCCCUGCGGAUCUCGGCUGCAGCCUCCCGCCGCGCAGGGGACAUCCUCACCCGUGUGCAGCAAAGCUGCCCUCGCUGCCAGCCCGCCUGGCUCUCACCUGCGCUCUGCUCCCGGCCGGACCUGCGCCUCGCUCCGCCCCGGCCAGGCCUCGCCCUGCCGCCUCUCCUGACCCUUCCCCUCGCUUCUCCGCUGCCGGCGCCUGCGUUGCGCUGGCUCCUCCCCGGCCCACCCGUGACCCGGCCGUGACGUGUGGCGGCAGCAGCAUGGCGGCGGCUGGACCCUCCUUCUGGCUGGGCAAGGAGACGUUGAAAGUGCCCGUGGCACUCUUUGCCUUGAACAGAAGCCGGCUGUGUGAUCGCCUGCGGCGCAACAAGGACGUCCAGAAGAGUUCACUUGUCCUGCUGCAGGGGGGAGAGGAAACCCAGAGAUACUGCACAGACACUGGCAUCGUCUUUCGCCAGGAAUCUUACUUUCACUGGACCUUUGGAGUCACUGAAGCAGGCUGCUUUGGAGCAGUAGAUGUUGAUACUGGAAGAUCCAUGCUCUUCGUUCCACAACUCCCUGAGAGCUAUGCAGUCUGGAUGGGAAAGAUUCACCCCCCUGAGUUCUUCAGGAAGAAGUAUGCUGUGGAUGAGGUGCACUACGUGACCGAGAUGUGCGGCGUCCUGGCGUCCAGGCAGCCUGCGGUGCUGCUCACCCUGCGUGGGGUCAACACUGACAGUGGCAAUGUCUCCAAAGAAGCUUCCUUCGAGGGCAUCAGCCAAUUCAAUGUGAACAACAAAAUCCUCCAUCCUGAGAUUGCAGAAUGUCGUGUGAUUAAGACAGACAUGGAGCUGGAAGUCCUACGCUACGCCAAUAAAAUCUCCAGUGAAGCUCAUAAAGAGGUAAUGAAGGCAGUAAAAGCAGGCAUGAAAGAAUAUGAGCUGGAGAGCCUGUUCCAGCACUACUGCUACGCUCGCGGGGGCAUGCGGCACACCUCCUACACUUGCAUCUGUGGCAGCGGGGAGAACUCCUCUGUGCUGCACUACGGCCAUGCUGGAGCCCCAAAUGACAGGACUAUUGAAGAUGGAGACCUGUGCCUGUUUGAUAUGGGAGGAGAGUAUUACUGCUAUGGCUCCGACAUCACCUGCACCUUCCCCGCCAACGGCAAGUUCACCGCUGCCCAGAGAGCCAUCUACGAGGCCGUGCUGAGGGCCUCGCGCGCCGUGAUGGCAGCAGUCAAGCCAGGGGUGGCCUGGCCUGAUAUGCACCGUCUGGCUGACAGAGUCCAUCUGGAGGAGCUGACUAAAAUUGGCAUCCUGAAAGGCAACGUGGAUGACAUGGUGAAGGUUCAUCUGGGUGCAAUAUUUAUGCCACACGGGCUCGGACAUCUACUUGGCAUCGAUGUGCACGACGUUGGAGGCUACCCAGAGGGCGUGGAGCGCAUCGACCUGCCGGGGCUGCGGAGCCUACGCACGGCGCGCAAGCUGGAGCCGGGCAUGGUGCUGACCAUCGAGCCGGGCAUCUACUUCAUCGACCCCCUGCUGGACCAGGCCCUGCGGGACCCUGCGCAGUCCUGCUUCAUCAACAGCGAGGUCCUGCAGCGCUUCAGAGGCUUUGGUGGGGUGCGGAUUGAGGAUGACAUCGUGGUGACAGCCAGCGGGAUGGAGCUGCUGACCUGUGUGCCACGCACCGUCCAGGAGAUUGAGGCUUUCAUGGCAGAAGGCCAGAGUGGAGCCAAGGCCUUUAGUGGCCCCUCCAGCUCCAAGCAGUAGCAACAGGGUGCUGCUUCUGCCCCACAGCCAGCAGGCACCGGCAACGACCCACGUCCAGCUGUGACUGGCAGAGGAGCAGCAGGCUGCCAGGCACGGUGAUCCCUUCCCCAGCAGUGAAGGUGGCAGGCUACAGCCCUUCAUAUCCAGGUAACCCAAGCGCUGCUGCUGCACUGCCAGGGGGCCUGGCACCUCUGUCAGAGCUCUGCUCAGACAGCUCGCAAUUUAAUCUGCACAUUGAUGAUUGGGACUCUAAAAUGGCAAAUGGAUUACCUGAGUGCUGGCAGCAUUUCUAACAGCCAAGCCCUUUCUUAAGCUUCAGCACAAGUACUGUCAACUCAGAGCAGAAAAAUCAGCUGCUCUGGGUGGGUGCAAGGACACUUCUCUUUUUCCUAUGGCUCUUAUCUCAGAGUCACUGGGGUAAACAGAAACAAAUUUGUAUUAAAAUUCCUCCUCAGCAUCA
Pogoniulus pusillus (Red-fronted tinkerbird) is the source of this 2665-nucleotide messenger RNA. It is a transcript of the gene PEPD, whose product is annotated as peptidase D. The record is from RefSeq and is a predicted model, not a curated record. Gene Ontology annotation, molecular function: manganese ion binding; metalloaminopeptidase activity. The coding region runs from base 715 to 2205 and encodes 496 amino acids. NCBI's taxonomy places the organism in Eukaryota, Metazoa, Chordata, Aves, Piciformes, Lybiidae. The transcript is spliced from 16 exons.